Molecule: messenger RNA, 2080 nt
Organism: Rubroshorea leprosula
Lineage: Eukaryota; Viridiplantae; Streptophyta; Magnoliopsida; Malvales; Dipterocarpaceae
Source: the annotation of a GenBank genome assembly
CAAGAAAAAAAAAAGGGGAAAGAAAUGUUCAACUAGGAAUUGGGAUGUCGAGAAAAUAAAAAUCAGCUUGUGGUGCAAAUUCCAUAUCCAUUUCCCUAUAAAUAUAGUAUUAAUCCUCUUAUCCCUUCUUAACUCUGCAUCAGAAGUGACGCCAUGGAAGCUUGCUUUCUCAGCUCCAAUUCCUUCCCCCAAAGCAUCGAGCUUGCGCGCUCCAUCAAAGCAAGAUGCCUCUCCUCCCUCCCCAAAAGAAACCCUAAUUUUUCUCCCUUGAGAAGAGCUUCUUUCCCGUCGUAUAUAACACGCUGCCAAUCACAUUCAUCUUCACCGUUGGACGACGAGAAUAAACCGAUCACCGACACGGAUUGGCGGUCUUUCAGAGCAAGAUUAGUCGCUGGAGAAAAGGUCUCAAGAGCGACAGAGAAGACUUCGUCGUCGCCGUCGGGCAAUCCGGAUACAGCUAUAGAUCAACCUGGUCCAGUCAAGAUCGGUGAGGACUGGGCCCAUACCAUUCACGAACCAGAAAAGGGUUGCCUUCUGAUCGCAACGGAGAAGCUUGAUGGGGUCCACAUUUUCGAACGGACGGUGAUCCUUCUCUUGUCAACUGGGCCGAUGGGCCCGUUCGGAAUCAUCCUCAACCGACCGUCGCUUAUGUCCAUCAAGGAAAUGAAGUCAACGGCGCUGGACGACGCUGGUACUUUCUCCGAUGGGCCGUUGUUCUUCGGUGGGCCGUUGGAGGCUGGGUUGUUUCUGGUGAGCCCAAAAGAAGGAGACAAGUUGGUGGGGAAAAGUGGGGUUUUUAAAGAAGUGAUGAAGGGCUUAUAUUAUGGGACUAAAGAGAGUGUGGGCUGUGCUGCUGAGAUGGUGAAGAGGAAUGUAAUUGGGCUUGAGGAUUUCAGGUUCUUUGAUGGAUAUUGUGGGUGGGAGAAAGAGCAGCUGAAUGAGGAAAUUAGGGCUGGGUAUUGGACUGUAGCUGCUUGUAGCCCAAGUGUGAUUGGUCUUGGUAGGAUUGGAAAUGUUGGGCUUUGGGAAGAAAUUCUCGGGCUCAUGGGCCCUAAGAAGGUCUGGUGAGAAGGCCUAACCCAUGAUUUGGGAGGUGGAUACAUGGUGCACAUCUUCCGAAGGUCAUCUAGAUUUAGAGAUGGUUUAUAAUGAUAUGUAGUGUUGCUCUUGCAAUUUGUAAAUUAUAUAUUCCCAUUUUAUAUCAUUAUUAUGUAAUGGGAGUUUCUUCUUCAAUAAUAACUAUUAAUUGCAGUAUUAUGGUUUGGCAUAAAAAAAAUCCCAGAAAAAUGGGAUUGAAUUAAUUUAAUUGAGAGAAUAAAAUCACAAGUUGACAAAUAUUUUUUUGAGUCAUUGUUUUGUUGGUUGGGAGGACUUUCUUCCUUGCGUAGAGAAAGAUCUCUUAUCUGGGAUGUGGGAUCUCUCUAUUUUCUCACCAGAUACUGGCCCAGCGGAUCUGAAUUUUCAUUUUUAAUUUUGUCUGGAGAUGAUGAUGAUUUUAGUUUUCCUUCAAUGGGGGUUUGAGGAGAUGGGGGCUUUUGUAUUUUGUGUCCUUUAGGUGUUUGUGUUUUUGUUUCCUUGGGAUCGUGUGUUGUUCUGGGUUUCAGGUACUUUUCUUUACCUGUACUGUGAAAUUGUCUGGGAGGCAGAUGGAUUCUUGAGCUCUGGUUUGCUGCCAUCUUGUGGGAGUUCGGUGAGCUUGUAGGCCAGUUCCGAUGAAGAGGUGCUGAAGGAUUGAAUUAUGAGAUAGCAAGGAUAAUUCCAGACUUUUGAUUUUCAUAUCAAUGAAAUAUCAAAUGCAUCCUGUGUUUUUUUCCCCCUGAUUUUGCAGUUUUAUGCUUCUGUGGUACCACACUUUUGUAAGGCAGCUGAUCAUUGAAAUAGUGAAAGAUAAAUCCUCUUCAUUUGUAUUGACUGUAUUCUUUAUUUGUAUUGACUGGAUUCUGAUGCCUCAAUGCAGCUUUCUAUUAGACACGGGAAGGAAAGUAAUUGUUUGAAGCAGGCUGUUGCAAUGUUUGUGGCAUGAAAUUGGUGUUUAUAUUCAAGUAGUUAUUACUGAAUGAAAUAAAUGUUUGAGCUGUUU